Plasmodium vinckei vinckei is the source of this 2259-nucleotide messenger RNA. RefSeq names its product acyl-CoA synthetase, putative. The record is from RefSeq and is a predicted model, not a curated record. Bases 1 to 2259 code for a protein of 752 amino acids. NCBI's taxonomy places the organism in Eukaryota, Apicomplexa, Aconoidasida, Haemosporida, Plasmodiidae. Gene Ontology annotation, molecular function: long-chain fatty acid-CoA ligase activity. Gene Ontology annotation, cellular component: endoplasmic reticulum; membrane. The transcript has a single exon.
AUGAAGCUUUAUGGCUUGCUGGGAGUAAUAAUUUAUGCAUUGGCACAAUCAAAGUGUACAUGCCAAGAUAAAAAGGAGGAUGCUGUUACGUAUACUAAAGUGCAUGUAACAUCGACCAAUGAAAAUGAAUCAGAUGUUUAUAAAGCAAUAGAUAAAAAAGACCCAGGAUAUAGACAUGUUCUUGAUUAUUUACUAGAAAAAGGACAAACAAAUCCGAAUAUGACUGCAGUAAUUGAAAAUGCACAUGGAAAACACGUUGAAACAUAUACAUACAAAACUAUUAUAGAUAAAGUAAAUGCAUUUUCAUCUGUUUUAGAAUCAUAUGAUGGAGGUGUUCCUGAAAAAUCAUAUGACGAAAAAGAAAACGAUGGUAAAUUUAAAAUGUUAGGUAUAUAUGGAAAUAAUUCAUUAAAUUGGGUAGUAGCAGAUUUUGCUGCUAUGAGUACUGGUGUUACUACCUUAGUUAUGCAUUCGAGGUUUAGUGUUGAUGAAGUUGUUAAAAUUUUAAAUGAAUCUAAAUUAGAAUGGCUAUGUUUAGACUUAAAACAUGCACAAACAUUAUUAGAAAGAAUAAAGGAUUUACCACAUUUAAAAAAACUUAUAAUACUUGAUCAUAUCCCAAUGAGUGAUCCUAAGAAACAAAAAGAGUUAAAUAAAAAUGGCACAGAACAAAAAUCCUUAAAAGGUUCUCGUAAAACGAAAAAGUCUUCAUCUAGUGCUGAAGAAAUAAAACAUAAAGAAUUGCUUGAAAACGAUAAACAAAAUUUAUAUGACACAUAUAUGAAAGUUAAACAAGCUGGAAAAAAAGAUAAUAUAGAAAUUCAUUCGAUGGAAUAUGCUAUGAAAAAAUUGGCUAAGAAAAAUACAAUUAAAAAGAAUAUAAGCACAUCUCCAAAUUUUAUUAGUACUAUUAUUUAUACUUCCGGAACUUCAGGACAACCAAAAGGUGUUAUGCUAAGUAACAAAAAUUUAUAUUAUGCAGUCAGAUCAGCUAUUAGUUCUGAGCUACUUGAUUAUUUUUCACCAAAAAUUCAUUUAUCUUACUUACCUAUGUCACAUGUAUUGGAAAGGACAGUUUUGUACUUUUGUAUAUCUAAAGGGAUUACAGUAAAUAUAUUUAGUAAUGAUAUAAAGCAUUUUAACGAUGAUAUGCUAAUAUCAGGAGCAAGUGUAAUAGUUGGUGUUCCUAAAGUUUUUAAUAGAAUUUAUACUAGUAUACAAACAGAAAUAGCUAAUCUUCCAUCCGCAAAAAGAUUUUUUGUAAACAAAGCAUUAAAUAUACGUAGAUCCCAUCGACACGGUAAACUAGAUCGCUUUGUUGAAUCGAUCACAGGUAUUUCUAAAAAAAUAAGAAAUAAAAUAAACCCAUCAUUGAAAAUGCUUCUUAAUGGUGGUGGAAAAUUAUCACCAGAUGUCGAAAAAGAGUUAUCUCUCCUAUUAAAUCUUGAUGUAUAUCAAGGAUUUGGUAUGACAGAAACCGGAGGAGCAAUUUUUAUACAACAUGCUAAAGAUAAGAGUGGUAAUACUAUUGGUGGGUCACAUAUAAAACCUGUCGAAUAUAAAGUAUCAACAUGGGAAACAUAUGAUGCUAAAUCAAACCCACCCAAAGGAGAAUUAUUAAUUAAAAGUGAUCAAUUAUUUAGAGGAUAUUUCUUAAAAGAAGAUUUAACAAAAAGUUCAUUCACAAAAGAUAACUAUUUUAAAACAGGUGAUGUUGUACAAAUUAAUAAAAAUGGAUCCAUCACAUUUUUAGAUAGAUCUAAAGGAUUAGUUAAAUUAUCUCAAGGUGAAUAUGUAGAAACAGAAACUUUAAACAAUUUAUAUUCAAUGAUUCCAUAUAUUAAUUAUUGUAUAGCAUAUGCUGAUGAUACAAUGGAUGGCCCUAUGGCAAUUUUAUCUGUUGAUAAAAAUUUGUUUUCAAAACAUUUAGAAGAUGAUGGUAUACUUAAGAAAUUAAAUAUAUCUAGAAAAGAGUUUAUGGAUAAAGUAUUAGAUGAAGAUGUAAAUAAAAAUAAAGAGUAUGUUGAUUAUAUUAAAAAAGAUAUGUUAGAAGCCUUUAAUAAAUCAAAUUUACCUAGACAGAAUUUAAUUAAUGAUAUAUAUAUCACAAUGGGAUUAUGGGAUCCCUCCAAUUAUUUAACACCAACUUUUAAAGUAAAGAGAUUUAAAUUAUUCCAGGAUUAUGAUUUUUAUAUCCAACAAGUGAAAUCCAAAUAUAAAGAAAAAUUAAAAGGUCAAAAAGCUCCUGCAAAAAAUUAA